CACAAUUUCUCAAUUUGUAGUCAUUAAUGGCCAUAGGGGCUAUAUUCGGCGGCCCGAUUGCUGGCUUUCUUGUUGGUAAUUAUGGCCGGAAAUUGGCUAUGAUGAUGUGUUUUCUGCCACUUUUUGUUGGCUAUAGCCUGAUAUCAUCUCUGGACAACAUUGCAACUCUGUACUUAGGCCGCAUACUGACCGGCGUUGGAACGGGAAUGGUUUCUCUCUCUACUCCCGUAUACAUAGCAGAGCUAUCGAGUUCUAAUUUGCGAGGAAUGUUAGUAGGUGGCUUUCAGCUGUUUCUAGGCGGUGGGAUGCUCCUCGUGAAUGCUUUGGGUUGGUGUAUAUGACCAGGUGUUAAUUUAAUGUCAAACCUCCUCCACGAUAAUAUGUGUGGAGGAUAA
Anneissia japonica is the source of this 395-nucleotide messenger RNA. Its product is annotated as solute carrier family 2, facilitated glucose transporter member 8-like. The record is from RefSeq and is a predicted model, not a curated record. Gene Ontology annotation, molecular function: transmembrane transporter activity. The transcript has 2 exons. Gene Ontology annotation, biological process: transmembrane transport. Gene Ontology annotation, cellular component: membrane. The coding region runs from base 27 to 341 and encodes 104 amino acids. Lineage: Eukaryota; Metazoa; Echinodermata; Crinoidea; Comatulida; Comatulidae.